UUGUUAGAUGCAGCCACACUGCGUAGAAUAUAUAAACAAAUAUAAUCAUUGCGUAAAAAAUGAGAAUGCGCGGGUGAAUCAUCGACAAUUACUAAUAUAUUUUAACUCAUGUGUCAAGUGCGGUUAACUCUUAGCAUAACAGCCAAAUAGCUGAGCACAAAAAAGGAUUAUAAAUAUGUCAAUGGACGCGGACGCGGGCGCGGAUCGAACGAAAUUAGUAACGGAAUGUGCGCAAUUGCUGGAAUUUAAAGAAUUUUUGUCCACAAAAGCCAUAAGCAGCGAACUGACCUCUGGCAACGAAUUAACUCGAAAUAUUAGUUGUGUAACGCGCAGCAGCAAUGACACCUACAAAGUAAAUGGCGACGAAAUACGAGCGGAAAUUGUUUCAGCCGUUUGGAAACAACUUUCCACCCGGGGCUGUCCGAGCAGCUUUCAAUUGAAGCUCCUUCAUUUGGCCACCUCUCAGCUAGAGCAGGAGAUAAGCCAUGCCAAGGAGCUGGAGCUGAAUGAGGCAGACGGCAGCGAGCCACAAUAUGAUCUUUUGAAAUUACAGAAGUUUGUCAGUCAACAGCUGGAGAAGCUGUUGCUUAAGCUAACAGACAAUGCCGCCAUGGAAAAAUUGCAGAUCUAUGCAGACGAUAAUGUGCUGUGCAACGAAGCCUCGAGCUGCGCAUGCGCCUUACAGCCAGCAGCACCAUCGCACAGUGUAGCAGCUGUUAAGAAUAAGCCGCGCAAAAUGGAAGAUCGGCAUGUGUGCCUGGAGCGUUUUGGUGAAAUGUAUCAGCUAGAGGGUCACAAGGAUUGCCGUUUCUUUGGCGUCUUCGAUGGGCAUUCGGGCGCGUUAUCCGCCACCUAUGCAACCAGUCAAAUACCCCAAUUGUUGGCCAAGCAAUUGCAGCGAGUGCGAACGAACGGGGAAAACACUGUAGACUUCUAUCGCAAUGCAUUCGAGGCGGCUUUUUUGCAGGCGGACGAACGUUUUGCCCGCAAACGCAUCACCAGCGGCACAACUGCCGUCUGUGCCCUGAUCGUGAACGAACAACAGUUGUAUAUCGCUUGGGUGGGUGACUCCAAGGCUUUGCUUGUGGGUAAACGCACUCAGCUGCAGCUAGUCAAGCCACACAAGCCGGAGGCUGUGGAUGAAAGGCGUCGCAUUGAAUUGAGCGGCGGCAGCGUCAUCCAUGCCCAGGGCCAAUGGCGUGUCAAUGGCAUCUUGAAUGUGGGUCGCUCCAUUGGCGACUACAGCCUGGAGGCUGUCAUAGCUGAGCCCGAUUUUGUCGAUGUGCAGUUGAGUGAAGCGCAUGAUUUCUUGGUUAUGGGCAGCGAUGGGCUCUGGGAUCAUGUACCCGAAUCUUUCAUUGUGGACACCGUUUAUCAGUGUUUAGCGGAGCCGACCACCCAACUCGAAGACAUUCCCAAAUUGCUUGUGGAGGCUGCCAAGGAUAAGGAUUCGCAGGAUAACAUAACCGUCAUCCUCAUCCUGCUCAAGAAGCGCGACCAAAUCGUUCGACGUUAGGCAAUUAAAAAAAUGUUGUUUCCAACUUAUAAUUAAUUGAUUAUUCUUAUAGUUAUUCUGCAUUUGUUGUCUGUUUACCACACACAUAUUUUACAUUAUUAUUAUUUUUUAAAUAUUGUUCUUUGCCUGUAAAUAACUUUAAGCUCGCUUAAUUUUUCUCGCUUCGAUUCAAUCACAUUCGCCUGUGCCUCUCGAAUAAGCUAAACAUUUUG
Messenger RNA from Drosophila hydei, 1728 nucleotides. Its product is annotated as protein phosphatase 1F. The record is from RefSeq and is a predicted model, not a curated record. Lineage: Eukaryota; Metazoa; Arthropoda; Insecta; Diptera; Drosophilidae. Gene Ontology annotation, biological process: protein dephosphorylation; negative regulation of protein kinase activity. Bases 176 to 1516 code for a protein of 446 amino acids. Gene Ontology annotation, molecular function: protein serine/threonine phosphatase activity. The transcript has a single exon.